Molecule: messenger RNA, 1489 nt
Organism: Mercenaria mercenaria
Lineage: Eukaryota; Metazoa; Mollusca; Bivalvia; Venerida; Veneridae
Product: zinc finger and SCAN domain-containing protein 20-like
Exons: 5
Coding region: 112-1146 (344 amino acids)
Biological process (GO): regulation of transcription by RNA polymerase II
Cellular component (GO): nucleus
Molecular function (GO): DNA-binding transcription activator activity, RNA polymerase II-specific; RNA polymerase II cis-regulatory region sequence-specific DNA binding
Source: RefSeq, a predicted model, not a curated record
CUGCCUAGAAGUACGGAUUACGGAACGUCCUUUCGUUACAGAAAUUAUACAAUCAUAUUUACCCAUCAAAAAGUUAAAGAUAUUGUACAUUUUUUGGAAGGUGUAAGAAUCAUGAUGGGAGAUUUUGAGUUACUGAAGGAAGUACCAGGAUACAGGGCAAUUCUUAAAGUUGUUCUUAAAAGCCAGAUACAGUUACUUAUAGAUCAGUUAUGCAACUACACUGGUGAAGAAUCUUUCAUCCUUACAGCAAAUGCCAGUGAUGGUGCCCAGUCACUUUUAGGAUCGGGUACCGGAAAAGGCUUUCUGGAGAAUCAUAGUGAAAUAAAGACUCAGUUCCUAGGCUACUGUCUCAAAUCUCUUCACAACCCAGAGGAGACAGUUUCGCAUCAUGAUAGUACACGCUCUAAAGGCAGAACCCAUCCGUAUGCACGAGGGGCAUCGUCCUCGCCAACUGCUAAUAAACCUAGGAGUGGAUUUUCUGACUCGGUCAAGUUGGGCGGCUCAGAUACUACACAGUUGAAUGAUUCAAGACACACAAACAGUAGCUCCACAAUAGUUUAUCACUCUAGUGUAUCUGCUACAGAAACAUACAAGAGAAGAGAACCUAACUCACCACAUAAAUCUUCCAUUUUCCAAACUUCUCGCAUGGAUUUUAAAGACAGAUUAUCAGACAUUUAUCAUCAAGAUCAUGUUCAAACUCCUGGUGAUUAUGAUCAAACUGAUCAAGGUCAGGCUCAGGAAAGUGAUAGUGUUGUAGUGAAAACUGAGCUAGAAUCAGAUGAUGUGGAAGUUACAGGAGUUGAGCUUGGCAAUCACCUAUAUGGUGAUGAAAAUUUAGGAGGACAGUUUAGUUCUGAUAGUAAUCAGACAGCAGCUAGUCCGGAUGAUUUUGCUAUGGUUAAUUCUGUAGAUAGAGGAGGGAUUUUAGACAUGAAUACUUCAGAAUCGAAUAUUGACAAUUUAUCGGCAUCAAAACAUUAUUACCCAUGUCGAUACUGUGGCCGAGUGUUCCAGCAUAAUUCAUGGUUGACAAGGCAUAUUAGAGGUCACACAGGAGAAAAACCAUAUGAAUGUCGUGUUUGUGGGAAACGUUUUACACGAUCAGGAACGAUGAAAGUACACACGUUGAUGCAUAAUAUAAAAUAAUUUCGUGUACAUUUUGGUAAACCGGUUUGAAAUAUAGUGCAACAUUGAACAUGUAACAAAUUCAAAAAAGAUUUUGAAAUAAAAAGUGUGUUGAGUUUAAACUUUAAGGCAGUGGACCCAUAAUGAUAAUUGGCAAAUUGUAUGCAGUUUCAGCAUUCUCAUCUUUUUGCUGAAAACAGUGCCUGUAAAACUGCAUUUCUUCUGAUUCAAAGUGUUGCAUUUUCUAACUAGAAUACAUAAUCGCAUAGACAUUGUCGAAUGUCAGUCUUCUAUCUUAAUCUUGUUUUAUUUUUGAGUCUGUAAGAAAGUAUACAUAGCAACCAGUAACAUUAACCAUUCCUGA